Molecule: messenger RNA, 3628 nt
Organism: Acanthoscelides obtectus
Lineage: Eukaryota; Metazoa; Arthropoda; Insecta; Coleoptera; Chrysomelidae
Source: the annotation of a GenBank genome assembly
ACGGCAUUUUUGUUCAAACUUACGACUUCCAACUUCCUUGAUAGAUCAAUUCAAGUUAUAUAAUAAUAAAUACGGGGAACACGACGAUGACAUAAAAAAGGCGUUUUGUGACUACAGUACAUCUAUUGGAACCUAGAGCUACCUCAAAGCAGCAAAGCUAUGCAUGUGGAGCGUAUUCACUACGCCCACAUUUGCUGAGAUUUCUGUAGAUAGAAAAAGCUUCCUUCCAGCUAUUGCGUUUUUGACCUGUUAACCCUACACCCUACAUUGUGAAAUAACCUGUUAAAAACGGUUAAUUAAUUUAGAAAAACGGGUUAUUCAAUUAACCGGUUAGUUUUGCCCAUCCCUACCCAGUGGCACAGUAAGAGCCAGCAACGGCGCCAACUACAUAAAAAUGUCAAGUAAAAUUUUUGUAAAUAAUUGGUUGAAAAUAAUAUUUAUUAUUUAAAUAAAUUAAUACUCAUAGUAAUGCUCUCUAGAAUUAAGCCAAGAGAGUGUGUGUUAGCUACUAGUGACGUAAGUUUCAGUUGAAGGAGUAUUGAAAUAUGGAUUACCAGAAAAAAUAACCAAUAAAGACGUUGGUUGUUUGUGGAGAUUUAUAGAAAUAUUGGAAAAACAACUAUUGUUAAGCAAAAUGAAUAAGCUAAGUAACGUAGAAUAUGAUCUUGACACCUCUGGAGGGCUUAUGGAUCAAAUCCAAGCCCUCAUCGCUCCUCCUCAAAGUGAAGAAUCAAAAGACAAGAAAAAACAGUCAACUGAGCAUCCAUAUUUCCGGAGGCCUGGCAAAGGUCACAACCAUGACAGUUGCGAUGCUUGUGGGGAAGGUGGUGACCUGAUCUGUUGUGACAAAUGCCCAUCUAGUUUUCAUUUGGGUUGCCAUGACCCUCCACUAGAGGAGGACGACAUUCCGCAAGGCGAGUGGCUGUGCCAUUCCUGCAAAUACCUGAGAGCACACUCCAUAAGCGGCAUCGCGCCCGCGACCCGUUCGAAACGGUCUAACAGUACGCCACUGGCAGUAGCAGCCGCGUCAUGCUCCUCAGCCAAUAAAAAGACACGGCUCAGCCCCAUGGACAUGCUCAUCGAAGCCGCCACAUCGAUGAACCCUAAGGAGUUCGAGUUGCCUAGGAGCAUGAGCGUACCAUGCGUGUUUCCAGGCACUGAUAAAGAAGAAGUUCCAUACUCAAAAUUUGGGCGCAAGAACAGCAAACCGUCAAAACAUCACGUGAAGGGCCCGGGCGGUAUUGUGCCAUUGCCAGCGAAGAAAUGCAGCGAAUGUAGAAAAUCAUGCAGAGUCGCACCUUUGAUCGCUUGCGAUUUCUGCGAGAGUUUCUACCACUUGGACUGCCUGGAUCCGCCAUUGACUUCACCGCCUACUGGCAGGUGGAUGUGUCCCAUGCACGUCGAAAACUAUUUGGACUCAAAACUUCUGACGUCAGUAUCCGCAACAGAGCGGAUAAAACUAUGGGACAAAUUCACCAGCACGCCCGUGGAUCAAGAUGCCAUAAAAUUGCAAUUUUUUCGUAAAAUACACAGGAAAAACCCACCUUUUCGGAUAAAAACCGCUCUACCGAAGCGGAACACUGUUCAGGUUCCAGAAAUGGUCCGGUACCAUUAUAAAAAACCGGUUAGUUUAUUGCCUCGCUUAAGUGAUGUGCUCAGAUUAGAAUAUGUCAAUGAAAAACGAAAAGUUCCGACAGAAGUGGUGAAAAUUGAAGAGUCUGGAAAUAGUUUAGAGGAGGUGAAACUGGAGUCGGUGGAGGAACAGAGUGGUGAUGCGAAUUGUGAUAUAGUUAAAGGUAAAACAAAAGCGUCUAGUGUUAAUGAGAGCAAUGGUGAAAGGGUUCCUGUUGUGAAUGGUUAUGUGAAGAACGAACAUUUGAAUGGUGGAUAUUUUGAGAAGGAGCUCAUCAGAAAAGAACAUAAUUUCAUCACGGAGAUUAUUUCUGGAAUGACUACUGAAAUUGAACUUGAACUGAAGCAGUUGGAUGACAGGUUAGUGAAGCUGUUGGCGUACCAGCAAAUCCAACAGCUACUGAACACUCCUUCAUCACAGAACGCGCUAUUCUCGCCCGCGUUCAGGGAAAAGUUCCGUCAGAUGCCGCUGCCCAGUGAAUUGCUCACCCCUGCGGACAUCGAUCGGAUAUCCAGGGUGUUCAAUAGCCCCAAGAAGAAGACCAAGCCCAAAUCCACUAUCAGAGCUAGGUAAUAUUUCUUUUUGGAAUUAACUGUCUUAACUCACACUAUAAUGAAUACCAAAAACAGUGGGAUCUGUACAAUGGCCGCGCAUUUAUAUGGAAAAACAACUAAAAGCCUGCAAAAGUAAGUGAAUUUAUGUAGUCUAAUAAAAGAAAAGUGUCAUUGUAAGGAAUGUAGUCAAAUCCGCACUACUCUUUCCUUAUCGUGACUAGCUGAGGAUUCGGUAACGGAAUAUUGGCCAGAAGCGAAGUACAUAAUAGAACGCCGUACACGCAGUGGACGAAAAGUGAAAAACAUAUAAUAAAAUCCGUGUCAUGUGGGGUAAACUGAGAUCUUACAAUAGGGAAUAUGCAUUGUUUUUUUUCGAUUCUCUGUCGAUUAUUCACGUUAAUAUAACACCGUUAAAAUAUAUUUCAUUCCUGUAUAUUUUAAUUAAAUAUUUAAAAGUACAAUGCCCCUCGUUGAUUUAAAUGCGACAUUUCUAGCAUGUCUCGCAGUGCCGUCAUAACUCAUGGUUUUUCAUUUUAUUCUAUGUUUGGUUAAUUUGCUGUCAAGUUAUGAAAGUUUCUAUUUUUGUUGUUGUUGUCUUGGCAGCGAAAUUCCCUUGCUGGUCACAGCACGUCCAAGUUCAAUCUGUAUUCACAUCCAUGUUGAAAAAUGGGCGUAACCCAUUGUAGUUAGAUAGCUCAGUGGCGGAUUCCGUGUCAUCCAGCUUGAAGCUGAUCAAACUGAGAGGUUGACAUCCAUUGACGUCUUACCUAUAUAGACCCUGCAAGUCAUUCAUAAGUCCGCCGUUUGUUAUGUUCGCGGACCUCAGUGGCGGGAAAUACCAACUUUCAUUCAUAAUUUUAUCAAAUUGACCCCAGGCUUGGAACAGCACAAGGCUCAAUGUAGGCCAUGAAGGGCUAUAAAAGCCAAUAAAUUUCUCAGUAUACUGGAUGUACAAAAAACGUCUUUCUUGUAGGUAUACUAUUAUUUAGGUGACCAUACGUCCCACUUUCGGACUCUGCCCUACUGUUCCUGACAAAAGCCUGGCGACAUAAAAAUGUCCCUCUUUUCGGUCGUGGUGUCUCCAACAAACCAUCAUCGGCCAUCAAUACAAAAAAAGAAGUGUAUUUACACAUUGUGCUUUCAUUUUAUGAUUGUAAACCAAAAUAGCAAAAUGUGUGCCUUUUGUGGUAGAUAAAAGACCCCAAUAUAGAAGUAAUAAAACACAGUAAAUACCUACUUGAAAAAAUGUUUAUUUGGUGGUUUACAAAAUAUUUUAUAUGGAGAUCAAUCAAUGCAAAAUAAAAUUUUCUUGACAUUCUUAAUAGGAAAUGUGUCAACAAAAAAUAUACCUAUCAAUUGUAAAUAUGGGAUAUCACACCAGCACAAGAUAUGUUAACAAAAGGGGAGUUGGCAAUGAACAUUGCAGGGAUUUGAAAAUGUG